AUGUGGCAAAAGUUGGAUGCUACUCAGAAAGCAGAGCAUGAAUCUAAAACACCUUCAACGAACGCCUCGAACAAGACUUGUUUGAAGAUAGCCACACGAUGCAGUCCGAAGGAUAUAAAGGACACUAUAAAUGUUUUAAGCGAUGAAAAAAAAGCAGCCAUUAAAGAAAUGGGAUUUGUUUCGUUGUUGGGAAUGAAGUGCGGAAAACUAUCUCAUUCAAUGUGUUGUUUUUUGGUUGAUAAAUUGAAUCAUGCUGAAUCAUCAAUCGUGCUACACGGGAAAACACUUAAGAUAUCUGUGGAUGACUUUGUUCGCAUAAUGGGUGUUAAGGAUGGAGGAGAGGAAGUUGACUUCACCGGAUCCAUGGAUGACCAACACAUUGUAAAGGUGCGAAAUUCUUUUUUGGGUGGGAAGAAGCUUUUAAAAAAUAAUGAGUUGAAGCAGAUAAUGGUGGGGAUAGAUGAAGCAGGUGACUUUUUCAAAGUUGGUUUUGUCAUGUUUUCUCUAUGCACAUUGCUAUGUCCAACCACUUCCGUGUAUGUGAAUCUAAAAUAUCUACUUCCGUUAAGAGAUAGCAAGGCAAUAGCAAGGAAAAAUUGGGCAAGUUAUUCAUUCAAAUUUUUAUUAGAUAGUGUUAGGUCAUUGAAGGAGAACAAUCAAGUUUACAUCGGUGGUUGCUUGUUAUUCCAUCAAUUGUUUUACCUUGAUGCUAUAGCUCAUGGUAGCGUACUUGUGGAUAUAGUUGUUAUGAAAACUGAAUAUGGAGGUCUCGGAGAUGAUGCCAAAACAAUGACUCACUUUGCCAAAGAGUUAAGUUCAAUAAGAAAGGAUGUGGCAACUUUGGAAGUUAAACUGAAUAAGGAAGAUGAUAACAUGUUUGAUAUGGGGUGUGAUGGGGAACAAGAAGACCUUGGAAAUACUAAAUCUCCAAAAAGUAGGCCAAACAAAGAAGACGGAACUCCCAACGAGCAAGAUGACAAUGUGAAAGGAUUUGCAACUGUUGAUACAACUUUGGCUCCCUCUGUUGAAGUCAUCCAUGAGAGAAAACAUGCAAAACAACCUCAGAAUGAGAUAUGA
Messenger RNA from Prunus armeniaca (apricot), 1077 nucleotides. The record is from the annotation of a GenBank genome assembly. NCBI's taxonomy places the organism in Eukaryota, Viridiplantae, Streptophyta, Magnoliopsida, Rosales, Rosaceae.